Halichondria panicea is the source of this 8340-nucleotide messenger RNA. Its product is annotated as unconventional myosin-IXb-like. Lineage: Eukaryota; Metazoa; Porifera; Demospongiae; Suberitida; Halichondriidae. The transcript has 38 exons. Gene Ontology annotation, biological process: intracellular signal transduction. The record is from RefSeq and is a predicted model, not a curated record. Gene Ontology annotation, molecular function: actin filament binding; GTPase activator activity; microfilament motor activity. The coding region runs from base 383 to 8086 and encodes 2567 amino acids. Gene Ontology annotation, cellular component: actin filament; myosin complex.
ACUUCCUCUUUCCAUGUGUAAUAAGUGUAAGCAUAGAUUUCUACUAUAUAUCUAUGGUGUAAGUAGGUGAACUCUUUUGGUACAUGGUCUAGCUAGCUAGCUCUGUAGCUGUAGAUAUAUUGGAAAGGUGGACUCAAGCUCAAGGGUUCUUCUGCGGUGCGCAGCACUACCUUCAGUGUUGGAUCACACAGAUAAUUAUCCUACUGUCAUAAUCAUUUGCAGUGGAUCUACUUGUGCAAGUGAGAGUUUCAAGACAGGAAUUUUUUUCAUCUACUCACAAAUUUAAUUUCCGACCACGAACAUCUGCUCUGGUUUGCUAUAGUGUAAUAUGGAUCAGCUGUCCCUGCUUUCAAUCUUAUAAUUAAUUUAUGUGAAACUUGUUAUGGAGGAGCAACCUAUUUCGGUCCGAAUAUACCCUGGUGAACUGAGACCAGUAUAUUACACCUCAGUGCUUGCUUUUCGCUCGACAACAACUGUGCAUUUGAUUCGUCUCUCUCUUGAACGACUGCAAAUCUUUGAAGACAAGAGUCUCUACGAACUGUUUGAAGGUUUCCAAGGCGACAAAAAGGAUCAGUGGACUAAACUAGAUGCUGAAGACACACCAGUCAUCAGACAAGAAAAAUGGAAAUCGGGUGAGAAAGAAAUGCGAUUCUUUAUUCGAAGAAAGGAGCAUGCUAGCCUCGUUCUAACGGAGAUAGUGUCCCAAUACAUAUCCCCCGAAGUGGAUGAUGGACAGAUUGAAGACAUGUGUAACUUGGAGGAGCUCUCUGAACAAGCUAUGCUCUCAAACCUGCGAGGUCGAUUCUCAAACAAACAAAUUUACACUUACGUCGGUUCCAUCCUCCUCUCAAUCAAUCCCUACUACUACUACUCUAUAUAUAACCCCAAGUACACAACACAGUACGUUGGCAAGCCAUUCUCGUCGCUCCCUCCGCACAUAUUCGCGACAGCUGACAAUGCUUAUCACUGCAUGCUCAACAAUAGACAGAACCAGUCGGUGAUUAUCAGUGGAGAGAGUGGGGCGGGGAAAACGGAGUCGACCAAGUUCCUCUUACAUCAUCUCAUGUCCCUGUCAGCCAAGCUGGACGAGUCACAGUCUCUGGAGCUGAUCACACUCGGCACUGGGCCUGUUUUGGAGGCAUUUGGGAAUGCUAUGACGGUUGCCAAUAACAACAGCAGUAGGUUUGGAAAGUUCAUACAGGUCAACUUCAAGGAGAAUGGUGCUUACCAAGGUGCCUCAAUUGAGAAAUACCUUCUAGAGAAGAGUCGCAUCAUCAGCCAGUCCCCGGGAGAGAGAAACUACCACGUCUUUUACUACCUCCUACAAGGUGCCGAGACUGAGUUACACAAGCAGCUGGCACUGUUGGAGCUGGACCAGUACCGGUACCUCACCCAGGGCCCCUCCAUUUCCCUCCCCAACAGCUCGGAGGAGUACCAUCGCCUGAGGCAGUCUCUCACAAUGCUCAGCUUCUCGGCAGCCACACAGAUGAGGAUGUUCACUGUCCUCUCGGCCAUUCUUCAUAUUGGAAACAUAACCUUUGCAAAGAAAGAAGCAGAGGAGGCUGCAAUGAUCGAGAACACUGACUGUCUCAAGACGGUCUCAGACUUGCUACAGGUGGAUGAGAGGACACUGUGGCUUGCUCUGACCACACGCAAGUCCAAAGCUGGUGGAACAGACUGCAUUGUAUUACCUUAUAGGGUGGAAGAGGCUACAGCCACCCGUGACUCACUGGCCAAAGCUCUAUAUGGAGCACUGUUUGAUUGGAUUGUGGAUCAGGUGAACAUUUCUCUGUCGUGUGGUGAGAAGAGUGUUAACAAGGGAUACUCAAUCGGUGUACUGGACAUAUUUGGUUUUGAAGUGUUCCAAAAGAACUCUUUUGAGCAGUUCUGCAUCAACUUUGCCAACGAGCAGCUGCAGCAAUACUUUAACAAGCACAUCUUCAAACUAGAACAAGAGGAAUAUGAGAGUGAGGGUAUUGAGUGGUCCUCUGUCGUCUUUGUCGACAAUCAGGACUGUCUGGACCUCGUGGCAAAGAGGCCGACGGGACUCCUCCCUCUGCUUGAUGAUGAAUGCAGUUUUCCUGGUGCUGAUGACAACUCUCUCUACCAGAAGUUUGAGCGUCAGCACAAGAACCACACCCACUUCCGCUCCCCUACUAUGAAGCUCAAGGACCCCCAGUUCACCAUUCUGCACUAUGCCAGCGAGGUCACCUACUCCAUUCAGGACUUCCGUGCUAAGAACCGAGACCUGAUGCGGCAGGACAUUGUGGACGUGCUCAAAACCAGUCAUAUGGAUCUUGUAAGAGCUCUGAUUGGUCUGCCUCCCUACGCUGUCCAUCGCUGGCACUCCGCCUACCUCAAGAUCGUGGCAGGGCUCGCGUUCAGGAAAGCGGGCAGGGAGCACAGAAAGAGGGGGGAGAACCGAUUCACCUCAUCCCUCCACUUUAAGUUCCGUACCAACUCCAGUCCUGGGCUCUCCCACAAUGAUCAAAGUGGGCAGAGCCAUGCAGGAGACCUGGCCACACCCACUAGAGUCCCGGGUAAGGGGGGUUUUGAUUCCCCCGAUGCGUUCCCCCUCGAGUACGGGGGUAAACUGAAGACGGGAUUUGGAAUUCGGUCUAGUCGAUCAUACGAUCUGCUCACCGAGGCGGUGAAGAACGAGGAGCAAACUGACGGUCACCAGCUGUCACUGUCUUGUUCAAGCACCUCCCUCUAUGCAAGUCCAAGGCUUUCGAGAAAACCCGCAGCUAAAUCACUCUCCCAUGAACCCAAAAAGCUUCCUGUUGAUCCACCAUACAACAAACCUGACGACUCCCCAAAGAACAAAAAGGCACCCGUGGACCCCCCAGAGAGCAAAAGGCUGCCAGUCAACCCCACACAUAAAGGAAAACCUCUUGAGAAGGAUCUGCCCUCCAUCUCCGGGCUGCAGGAGAAACUGCGGAAACGAUGGCCACGCUCUAUUCGAGGGAAGCAGAGCUCUGAGCACCCAGAAUAUCGCCCCAUUAAGUUCUGGAGGUCUGCUCCCAGAGUGAGAACUGCAGACACUGUGUCUGAUCCUCGUCUGCUGAGAAGUCUGUCUCGGCGAGGGCCAUCAAAAACUGUGGGGGGUCAGUUCCAAGUCAGUUUGGCCUCCCUCAUGGAGCGACUGGAGAAGACCAACCCUUUCUUCAUACGCUGCAUCAAGUCUAACGGAGAAAAGGCCCCAUGUCAGUUUGAUGACGACCUGGUACUGCGACAGCUGCGCUACACUGGCAUGAUGGAGACAGUCAAGAUACGCAAGGCAGGCUACUCUGUCAGAACUGACUUUGAGGACUUUUAUGAGCGGUACCAGUUUCUCAUGGGGCCCAAGCAGCCUGACCUAGGCCUUCAGAUAAAACUGUUCUUGGGCAACCUUGGAUUUGGCAACGAUGACAUUCAGAUUGGAAAGACCAAGGUAUUCAUGAGGGACAAGCAAAAGCAGGCUCUACAAGCAGAGCUAGGAGACAAGGUCUUGGCCAGGAUCAUUAAGAUCCAACGAUGGGUGAGAGCCAAGUUACUGCGCUAUCGCUACUUGCACAUGAGGAGGUCUUCCAUCACCAUUCAGUGUGCUGUGAGAUGCCACUUUGCCAAGAAGAAAGCAGACAAACGAAGAAAUAUCGUAUGCAAAGCAGUGCUCUUACAGUCAGCCUGGAGAAGCUUUGUCGCAAAGAAGCACUUUGUGAUGUUGAAACAGGCAGCCAUUUUGUUGCAAGCACACUGGAGAGGGCAGUCGGCUCGGAAGAGGUUUGCUCUACUGUUGGAGGAGAAUCAGAAAAGACAACAAGAAAAAUUGCUAAGAAUUGCUGAGAAGAGAAGAGAAGAGGAGGAGGCACUAAAGAAAGAAGAGAUUUUGAAAGCUGAAGCUUUGAGAAUAGAGCGAGAUGAAGUAAAGAAACAAGUGAAACUUAUGGCUGAGCAGGAGAGGGAGGCCAUUCGUAACUCCAGGCUGUCUGCCACGGAAUCAGUCAUCCUGGACAGUGAAAUCACGGACGUCUUAUUCCAAUUCGAUGCCAUCAUGGAUGCACUGGAAGCAGAGACUCUGGAGACCCUGGAGACCACCCCCUCUCCACGGGAAACCUCACCUCAGCCUGUACUUUCUAGGGGGUCUGAACCUACCUCCCCCUGUGAUGUAGAGUCUGCUGAGCUAGUACAAUUAUCCUCACACAAUACCACAAGUCGAAGUAACUUACCUAACGUCAGGGAACUACAGAAGCAAUUUUUGUUGUCAAGAGACAAUGAUGCUACCAAGACAACCCAAUCGAAAGACGUCUCACAGAUGAGAGUCCAUGUGCAGAGCAUCAUCCAGCAGCUGCAUAUCAAGGGCUCUUCCACUAGUCCUGAACCUCCAGUCGGCUUUCACAGACCUCGAAGGAACUCCAAAUCCAUUCAGGACAAAAUCUCAGUGCUCACUAUUGGCGGGCAGGGGGAGAACUCGGAGGAUGCACGACGAGCAUACACUCCACCUCCUGUACGGAGAAAAAUUAAGUCACCAUUUUUUAGGUCCAAGUCGGAAGUUUUUGAGUCUAUACUAGCCGAAGCUGUCAAUCAAGGGGCUAGCCAUCCUCUAGCAAUAGCUGAGGGCCCCAGUACAACACCAUCUCCUAUACCAAAUGUAGAACCUUCCGAUGUUACCAUGGAUACAGCUCCUGGACCAAACUAUGUUAGAGACUCUGUUGUUGAUCAACCUCCUGCAGCAGACACUGUGACUGAGCUGGCUACUAGCAUUGUAGACACCAUUCUUGAACAAGUUACUAGGGUAGAAGAAUCUAAAACUGAAGCAGCUCCCGUCAAAGACUCCCCAACGUCUCAAGACUCCUCCCCACAAAAACCCAGUGAUGUACCAACUCCGUGUAAAUCACCAGAAAAAGUUUUCGUAACGAUCAGAGAAGACUAUCGCCCAGGUAGAAGCUCUCGAAGGAGCAAAAGUAGUAGAGCAAAAAAGGAAGACCAAGUUAAAGAGGACAAGGUUGAGCAAAAAAUUACUUUAACAGAUGUUGAAAAACCAGAGAAGCAGAGUCCUGUCAAAGAAGCUGAUCGUAAACGGAGUGCAGUAAUUGGCCUAGAUGAUGUCGAACUAACCUUCAACCAAGAACCAAUCAUUGACGAGCAUCCAGAGAACCUCUUAAACGAAUCCAGCGACAGCAGUAGUCAUGUUGAACUAAUCAUAGGAGUCAGAGAAAACGGUCUCUUUGAGGCACCACCCAGAAUAAUCGACCCUGUAGUUAAUUCUAAUCUCGUACCCCCUCGAAGAAAAAUCACAGGACAUUAUGAUCGUCUACUCUCCAAGACGCACUACGACCACCUGCCCCCCUCUGUGGAGAGUGAGGACUCAGAGAUGGAGUCACCCACGUUCAGGUAUCGGUCUGCCAGUGAUGUCACCUCCCACAGGAUCCACCCCGUGGCCACGCCUCCACCGCAGAAUGACCUCUCUUCAACAGUUAUCCCCAGAGAGUACCAAUCAAGUGAACACUACCACGGCAUGCAGAGACGCCGGCGAGCAGCUGUCUCUGUGGCCGACCCCACAGACAUGACCAUCACCACUCUAGAAGAUUCCUCCGAGUUCACAAAAGGUCUCACUACAGACGAAAUUUCUCGACUGAAUCAGCGAAAAACUCUAGCGUCUCCCUCGGAAAGAAUUGGUCUAUUCUCAUUCCACAAGCGCCACUUGAAUUUGAAGCUGCCAUUUAGACAUCGAGGGAAGAAGGAUAGAGAUAAGAUGACAUCACCCGACAAGGACAGCAGAUCCUCCACCCCCACUCGUCACAGGAAGCUCUCGUCAAGCUCUUUCAAGUCAACAGGAUCAAAGAAAGCUGAUGGUCUCUUGGCCCACAACUUUAAGCAGACCACUGGAACUCGGUUCAGUAUCCACAACUGUGAGGUGUGCCACAAAGGGUUCACUGGGUUCAUGAAGCAUGCGCUCAAGUGUGUGGAUUGUGAGCUGAUGAUCCACAGACACUGUGACGAUCGUGUCCCGCCCUGCAAGGCCAAAAUAGAGUCGGGAAAGUACGUGACAAUGUCCAGGAAGAAGGUGAUCACUAAACUGGAGGACUUGGACGAUCUCGGCAGGUUCCUCUUGGACAAGAUUGCUGUGCUGAGUAAAGCCUCAACACCGGGCAGUCUGAUAGACCGAGUGUUCAAGCUCUCACUCAUGGAGUUCCAUACCUCACUCAUCUCGAGCUAUUCCCUCUCCCUACAGAGCUCUGGGGAAGUCCCACCCCCGGGCAAAGAAGAAACUGCCACAAGCCCAACUAACUCGAAAGUAUCCAUCACUGUCUCUCAACUGGUCAACAACUUCUCGAACAUCUUCAAGGGCAUAGCCAAGAGAGAGGGUCUAUCUGACCCCUGCACCAUCUCUAUCGGUGUGAACCAGAUCAAAACACUCCUCGACGAAUUUGGAAAAGCAAGACGGUUUAAGAGGACUUACUCUUCGAGCAUCAACCCCUCCUCACUCAUGAGGAAGACAAAGUCGGGGAAGGACAUUCAAGCAAAGGUACACAAAGGCCACAAGUUCUACCCACAGCAGUUCAAAGUGGCCACCGUUUGCGAGUUUUGCUCACGCUCAAUAAGGCUGCUCGAAAAUGGAGAAGUUUGCGAAGUGUGUGAGUACACGUGUCACGAGAGCUGCUUUAAGAAGACUCACAAAAGGUGCGAGGGGAAACCACGCUCCAAGCCCAUCCCACAGUAUAACCCAUCGCUUAAAGUAGAGAGCACUCAGUUUGGGAAGCCACUGGAAGAACUGGUGCCACCCAACUCCAUUAAAGUGCCCCCUCUCCUGGAGACCUGCUUCUCUUACCUUGAGUCCAACGGCAUGUACACGCAAGGUGUGUAUCGCAAGAGUGCUGGAGUCAGCAGUAAAAAAGCAGUGAGGUCUGCUCUUGAAGAAGACCCUGCGAAUGCAAAGUUGGACAACUACAGUGUACAUGCAGUGGCUUCUGCUGUGGGGGGUUUCUUUAGAGAGCUCCCGGAGCCACUGCUCACUUCAGAGCUCUACGUGGAGUUCCUUAGAGCCAUGGACCUGACGAACAAGAAGGAGAGAAUGGAGACUAUUCACCAACUCAUCUCUCGACUGCCUGCCAUCAACCAUGCUGUCUUGGAGAGGCUCAUCUUUCACUUGGCAAGAUUUGCCCAGCAUGAGCACAACAACAAGAUGACUCCAUGCAAUCUCGCCAUCAUCUUUGCCCCUUGUCUCUUACAAGGACCUCCCGGCAGAAGCCCAGACGAGAUCUUAAAAGAUUUGGAGAAGCAAACACUGUGCCUGGAAGCCAUCAUCACGGAGCAGCUUGAAAAACUCACUGCCACCAUUCGAGACAUUCGGACACUCGACAAUUAUGUGAGAAGCACCUCAUCCAAACUGUCCAAGCUGAUCGGCCAGGUCGAAAAUGUAGAACAGCCACCUAUGGAAGUGGGCUCUGAAAGGAGCUCUGGAGUGAACAGCCAGCCCCCGCCUAGUACAGUGGAUGCACCCAGAGAGACGGGCAGUGAAAAGAAGAGGAAACAGCUCACUGAGACUCUCGAGGAGCUGGAGAGAGAGCGAGUGCAGCUGACAGUCAAUCUGCCCAAAUUGGAACCAUUCUUUGAUGCUGCUCCCUUAUCUGAAGAUGAUCUGGAACAUACCUCGGGUGACUCAGAUAAAUGGCACUCCCCCUCCCCCGCCCCCCUCUCACCCCACAACACCAUCAACCAUGAUCGAGGUAUUUCACCAAUCAGCGAGUUGACAGAGCCGAGGAUGUCAUGGACUCUGGACGUGACUUCAGACGUUGAAGAGAGGCACUCUCGCGAAGGAACACCCUCUUCCCCCUCAACACCCACUAUCAGGAUCAUGGACAAUGAAUUGCCAGUUCUUCCCAGUGGCCCCUCCCUCACCCAUCUCACCAAAAACCGCACCUCCAAGCAUUCUACUCGGAGACCCCCCACUGCUGAGACACGAAGAAAGAUCUCCAGAGAACAAAACUCUCAGCCGAUAUCACCACUAGCCAAGGAGAGCCAUUAUCCACCAACUACAUCUGAACUAGAACUUUCCAGUCCAGAUUACUGGAGUGAUGUAAUGCUCAAAGAGACUACAGUCUAGUAAGCUCAUCUCAACCAGGAAUUCUUAUGAAAUGUUUUUUUGUGUGUUUCUCAAUGAGUCAGUAUAUCACUAGUACACUUACUGAGCCAAUACAAAUUACGUUACGGCAAGUAUGUUAUGUUUUCUAUAUCGCACCAUGUAUGUCUUAUAAUUAUUAGUUUUAGUGAUCAUCAUUUCAAACGGAUGUUGUUUUGUAAUAACUGUGUGUCAAUCAUCUCAUUUUUAAAAAAGAAUAAACUGAUUAUUGCACAAAA